CUAACCGUUGUGUGUACGAGGCGUCCGCUGGGCACAUCAGCUGACGUCAACAACAACAACACCGUCGACCACACCGGCCGCGGCAGUGUUGUGUGAGUCUUGUAGCAGUGUUGUGUGGGGGCAAAAGCCCAGUCGUUCCAGUGCUCCACCACGAACUGUAGUGACGACUACAAAGUGCAUUGAAAGGUACACUCUUGUCCGACUGGUCAGCUACAAAGUGCAGUGAUAAUCACUACUGUCUGUUGAUGAUGAAUACUGACAAGCCAGAAGAGUGUACUGUCUGCUAUGAAAAUUAUGAAGAAGCAACGAGGCGGCCGCGGACGUUACCGUGUGGCCACACAUUCUGCUCGGACUGUAUUGAAAAUGCUAUCGAGAAUGAUCGUCUUCCCUGCCCCAAUUGCCGUGCCCCACAUAGAGCAUUAAGUGCUUUACAGUUUCCUAUCAGCUACUGUGUGGAGGCCUUGAUUAGGAAACUCAAAGAUACCCAGCGUAUGUCGGCAGGAAGCACGUCGACAAAACGCCGUGUAGACUGCUCUAGAAGUACCAGCAAAAAGUUACGAUCCCUUGCGCAGGAGCAGAAAAAGUGUAUGAUGAGCCUGGUCACUGACUGUGAUGAGGUAUUGACGCAGCUGAGUGAGUACCAGGGGCAAUUGAGUGACUGGACAACUCACCAUCACCAGCUUCAUGACAGACUCUGUGAUCUGGUGGAGCAGAACAAGGGAGCCAUCAAGCUGCUGGAGCAGGAGAACACUAGUGUGGUGGAUAUGGUCAAAGAAGGAGUGGAAGGCAAGAGCCAGUUGCAAGUGCUCUUGGGGAACAUGGAUGAAAGUGACACAGGGGAGUCCAUCGCAUCCAUGGAGAGGGCUAAUCAGUGCAAUGUGGAGGUAAUAGAAGAUUGGCUUCAGAAGUGCCAUGAUAAAUUCCCGAAUGUCAAUACUGUCCGCACACUAGUGAAGGUACAAGAGUCCAUUAGGGAGGCCCCGAUUGUGACAAAGGCAGGUGCCUCGGCCACUACGAUCCCAGUGGGAGGAGACCCGGCCUCCACCAUCAUGGAAAGAGUUCGGAAUAUUUCUAAAGGAAUCUUCUUGGUAACUGUUGAGCACCUGCGGAGGAUGAGUGAUCCCGUCAAGACAUUGGUGGAGACUGGCCAGGUGUUUGCUGUCCAAUCACACCAGGAUGAACUGAGUUCUUCCAGAAUAAGUUCACAGGAUGGACAGCUGUACCUGCACACACUGCUGUGCCAGCCCCCACCUGCCCUCGCCUGCACCCUCCAGUACAAGGAUGUUGUGGGUAUGUUGGACUCCUCCUCAACCCUUGCUUUCCUCGACCUGGAGUGGCCCGGAUCAACACGAAGGAGGGUCCACAUCCGGCUCAACUGCAACACUGGAUUGGCCAAACAGUUUGUGUUGUUGUGCACAGGUCAGCGAGGCAGCACAUAUGCCAAUACGAUACUCACAGAGGUAUUGGACAAGGGUAAUUCAGGGGAACGAGUGGAAGGAGGCGACUACGAGUGCAACGACGGCGAGGGCGGAGCCCCGCUGCUGUCUGACCUGCAGGGAGAGUACUGGGAGUCAGGCAGUGCGGGGACAGUAUGGUCACCAUGGUUGUUGGGUAGUCCCCAGAGUGCCCAGUUCUGUAUCAGCACCAGGGAUCGUACGGGGGGCCUGCAGUGGCCGCAGGUCUUUGGUGAGGUGGUGAGUGGCCUGGAUGUGAUGCGGGCAGCAGCUAACCAAACAGACAUCAGGCAGGUGACUGUAGUAGACUGUGGAGUGGUUUUGCCACUCUAA
Molecule: messenger RNA, 1787 nt
Organism: Procambarus clarkii (red swamp crayfish)
Lineage: Eukaryota; Metazoa; Arthropoda; Malacostraca; Decapoda; Cambaridae
Source: RefSeq, a predicted model, not a curated record